Messenger RNA from Tetrahymena thermophila SB210, 1968 nucleotides. RefSeq names its product squalene-tetrahymanol cyclase. Gene Ontology annotation, biological process: triterpenoid biosynthetic process. The record is from RefSeq and is a predicted model, not a curated record. NCBI's taxonomy places the organism in Eukaryota, Ciliophora, Oligohymenophorea, Hymenostomatida, Tetrahymenidae. The transcript has 3 exons. Gene Ontology annotation, cellular component: lipid droplet. Gene Ontology annotation, molecular function: intramolecular transferase activity.
AUGAAGAAGAUACUCAUAGGCUUAAUUAUAGGUCUCUUUUUAUUCUCAAGCGUUAAUGCCAGCGUUAAUCUCACUGAAGUCUAAAAUGCCAUCUCUAUCUAGCAAGGCAUUAAUUGGGCAGAAGUACACAACAAUACUUGGUACUAUCCUCCUUACUUAGGCGAAAUGUUUAUCAGUGAAUACUACUUCGAGUUACUCGUCUUGAAUUGGACUCAUAAAUCUGCUUUCAACGCUACAUACUUUACAGAACGUCUCCUCUAGACUUAAUUCGAAGAUGGUUCAUGGGAGCAAGUCAGAGAACAAAAUCUUGAAACUGGUUAGUUAGAUGCUACUGUCUUUAACUACUGGUACUUAAAGUCUAUUAACAACAAUCCUAAAAUUGAAGCUGCUCUAUAAAAGGCUAGAAAAUGGAUAGUUGCUUAGGGUGGUAUUGAAGCAACUCAAACAAUGACCAAGUUUAAGUUAGCAGCCUUCGGUUAAUACAGUUGGGAAGAUUUAUGGUAUGUCCCAUUGUUCAUCUUCAAGUAGAAUGGAAUUUUCAAAUAUACCUACGUUAAGGAUAUUGUUGCAUAAUGGGUCUAUCCACAUUUAACUGCCUUAGCUUAUUUGCGUUACUAAAGAACUGUUUUCAAUGUUCCUGUUGCUGAUUUGAGAGAGCUCUGGAUCAAUUACCCUAAGAACGGUAUUAAAAUCAGUCCAAGAGAAUACUCUACACUUAAUCCUGAUAGCGAUCUCUUGAUCUUAAUGGACGAAAUCUUCAAACUUAAACAACCUCUUGGAAGUUUCGGUGCCUACACUAUUUCAACCCUCUUGACUUUAAUGUCCUUCAAAGACUUUUAGUCAAAGCACCCUCAUCUAUACCAAAACGAAAUACAAAAGGCUUACGAAGACGGAUACUAUUUCGUUGAGUUUAACUACUUUAACUUUAGAGAAGCUUAUCACGGCUCUUUGGAUGAUGGUAGAUGGUGGGAUACCAUUCUUAUUAGUUGGGCUAUGCUUGAAAGUGGCUAAGAUAAAGAAAGAAUCUUCCCUAUCGUAUAAAAUAUGGUCAAAGAAGGUCUUUAACCUAAAAAAGGUAUAGGUUAUGGAUAUGAUUUCGAAUAUGCUCCUGACACUGAUGACACUGGAUUACUUCUCGUUGUUAUGAGUUACUACAAAGAAGCCUUCUAAAAGUAAAUCCCUGAAACUAUUGAAUGGCUUUUCUCUAUGCAAAAUGACGAUGGUGGCUAUCCAGCUUUUGACAAAGGUAAAAAUGAAGACAAUUUAUUGUUCAAGUUUGCCUUCAAUAUGGCUGGUAUUGCUAACUCAGCUGAAAUCUUCGAUCCCUCAUGUCCUGAUAUUACUGGUCACAUCAUGGAAGGAUUGGGUGAGUUUGGAUAUCAAGCUAAUCAUCCUUAGAUUUAAAAUAUGAUUAAAUAUCAAAGAAAGACUUAGAACAAGUGGGGAUCUUGGUAAGCUAGAUGGGGUGUAAAUUACAUUAUGGCUGUUGGAGCUGUUGUACCAGGUUUAGCAAGAGUCAAUUACGACUUAAAUGAACAGUGGGUACAAAAUAGUAUAAAUUAUUUGCUUAAUAAAUAAAAUAAAGAUGGUGGCUUUGGUGAAUGUGUCCUUUCUUAUAAUGAUCCUGAAAAGUGGAAUGGUAUAGGUAAAUCUACUGUCACUCAAACCUCAUGGGGACUAUUAGCUCUUUUAGAAGUUUAUAAUUAAAAUGAACAAAUUAAGCAUGCUGCAGAUAGAGCUGCUUAGUAUUUAUUAGAUUAAUUCAAAAGAGACGAUAAUACCUUCUAUGAUCACUCCACAAUAGGAACAGGUCACAGAGGAUUACUCUAUUUAUAGUACCCCUCAUAUGCACAAUCAUUCCCAUUAGUAGCUUUAAAUAGAUACUAAAAAAUAUCUCAAGGUUAAUAUCACUUCUCCAAAAAUUUGUACAAUGGUAAUGGAGAACCUGUAUAAAAAUAAAAUAUUUGA